GAUCAGUGUGGCCCCAGAAGUGCCACCUGUAGUGUCCAUCAGUGCCAGCUGUCAGUGCUGAACAGUGCCACGUGCCAGUGCCCAUCAGUGCCACAUCCAGUGCAUACCAAUGUCACAUAUCAGUGCCCAUCUGAGCUUCCUUUCAGUGUCACCCAUCAGUGCCACCUAUUAAUGCAAUCAGUGCCACCUAUCAGUGCUGCCAAUGAGUGCCACCUAUCAGUGCCAUUCAGUGCCACCUAUCAGUGCCAGUCAGUGCCGCCUAUCAGUGUGCAUCAGUGCCGCCUAUCAGUGCCCGUCAGUUCCGCC
This is a messenger RNA of Staurois parvus, 306 nucleotides long. NCBI's taxonomy places the organism in Eukaryota, Metazoa, Chordata, Amphibia, Anura, Ranidae. The record is from the annotation of a GenBank genome assembly.